AUGAGAUUUUCACUCGACGAGAUAUCCGUUGAUAGCAGCUCUGAAGACGAUCGCAGUGAUCAUGAUAAUAAUGAUAUAGCCUCGGCCUGCUCUUCUGAAUCAAGCCUAAAUGAAUAUAGCUUCAUUAAUACUGGUGAUGAAGAUGAUGGCGUGCCUCAGCUGUAUCUGCCCAAGUAUGAGAGCGUUCACGGUUUGCGUGUUAGGAAGAACCAAGGUGCCGCUGAGGAAGAAAGAUUAGACCCUGAAUUAAUGCGAUUGAUGGGUAUCUUGCAAUCAAAGCUGCCUAGAGCUAUGGAAAGAAGCAUUAUUCCCUUAACAAAUCUAGACAGUAUGAGUGAUAAUACUGGCGCUGAUGCCACUGCGAUCGGGGUAGAAAAUAAAUUUCAAGAAACCAGAAGCCAAAGCGUCUCUAAAACAGAUAUCAGCAAGCUGCUUUCUGCAAUGCAAAACUGUUUUCUCUCUAAGCUUAAUAAUCUAGAGGAAGAAAAUAAGAAGCAGGUCGAAUGUGUUACAAUUAUCAAGAAAAAGGAUGAAGAAGAGCGGAGACGUAAAAUGAAGGAAGAACGAAAACGUAUGGAGGAAGAAGAAAGGAAACAACGUCUAGCUGAGGAAGAAAGGCAACGUCUGAUUGAUGAGCAGAGAAAACAAGAAGAAAAGGAAUUGAGAAUAAAAGAAGCGGAAGAAAAGAAAGCUAAAAUUGCACGAGAAGCUGAGAGGAGGGCUGAAGAAGAGCGUAGGAAACUGCAGGUGCAGCAAAAAUUGAAGCAGGAAGAAUUGAAAUCAAAUGCAGUGACGAACUUCGAAGCAAUUGAGCAGCUGUUUUGCAAGUACAAAGAAAAGAUCGCCACAAUCAAGAGAGAUAUUGUCGAACCGAUCAAAAAAGCAGAUCCAACUUUGAGAGCAUUAUUAUCCAGGCACAAAAGGAAAGUCAAUCCUAAAUUUGGACAGUUGACCAAUAGCAACCAGCAGCUGGAAAAAAUACAAUUCGAUAUCUGCAGUUUGGUUGACGAAACGCGAAGUAAUGACCUUGCUUACCGCUGGAUUCUUAAUUUUAUUGCUAAAGCAAUGGUGCAUCAGGCUGAGACGGAAGCUAGAGUGAAGCCAGAAUCCGGAUUACCUCUUGGGAAGCUGGCACUAAACUUGCUUGUCAAAUAUCCUGAACUGGAGGACUUGCUACUGGCACGUUUCGUGAAAAAGUGUCCGUUCGUCAUCGGAUUCACUGCAAAUAUCAAUACAGAAUUGGGACGUCAAAAAAUGGGUUGGAAACGUAAUUCUGAUGACAAAUGGGAAGAGGAGACAUCUUAUGAUGAAAGGAUGGGCGGUAUAAUGACAUUCUACGCUCUAAUUACCACGCUGCCACUACCUGCGCAGGUUAUCAACUCAAGAGAGCAUCCUCUUCCCAUUUCUAAAUCGUGGCAUAUUCUUGCUCGGAUUUGCAAUACAUCUGUGGACCUACUGACAAAUACACAUUUCGUCGUUCUCGGGGCCUGGUGGGAUGCAGCAGCCUCCGUUUUUUUGCAAGCUUACGGAAAUCAAGGUCGCAAGCUUUUGCAGUUAGUAUCAACGGAUCUAACGUUAUCAGUUGCCGAUAGAAAGUACGUUGGUGCUGCCAGAUUACGCAUACUUUUUGAAGAAUGGCAAACAGCAGGCAUUAAGUCAUUCCCGGCAAUGGAAACAUGA
Messenger RNA from Zygotorulaspora mrakii, 1680 nucleotides. Its product is annotated as nucleoporin GLE1. Gene Ontology annotation, biological process: poly(A)+ mRNA export from nucleus; regulation of translational termination; regulation of translational initiation. The transcript has a single exon. The record is from RefSeq and is a predicted model, not a curated record. NCBI's taxonomy places the organism in Eukaryota, Fungi, Ascomycota, Saccharomycetes, Saccharomycetales, Saccharomycetaceae. Bases 1 to 1680 code for a protein of 559 amino acids. Gene Ontology annotation, molecular function: inositol hexakisphosphate binding; translation initiation factor binding; phospholipid binding. Gene Ontology annotation, cellular component: cytoplasm; nuclear pore cytoplasmic filaments; nuclear pore.